GGCAGCUUUCAGCCCCUUGAGUUGUUUCCAUAUUCCCCAAAUAAAGGGAAGGUGUGAACGGCUCCAAACAGUGAAAGAAGAUUCCACAUGUUUCAAAAAAGCAAUUGAGACGGGAAAAGUAUUUUCUAUAGAGCACUUGUCACUAGAAGCCAGAAGCUGAGGGUUUAUAUUCCUUACUCCUCUGCGUGACUGUUAGAUGAAUAAUCUAACAGCUCUGUGAAGUCACCUGCUCCCUUUGCAUAAGAUGCUUACAUUGAAGGUAUUUAUUGCACAGUCGAGAGCUUCCGGAAGCCACCGAGAUGUUGAAGAUGAAGAGCUUACACGAAUCUUUGUUAUGAUACCAAAAUCCUAUACAGAGGAAGAUCUGCGAGAUAAGUUUAAGAUGUACGGAGACAUUGAAUAUUGCAGCAUUAUUAAGAACAAGACCACUGGAGAAAGUAAAGGUUUGGGCUAUGUGCGAUAUUUAAAACCAUCCCAAGCUGCCCGAGCGAUUGAAGAAUGCGAUCGAAGCUACCGGGCCAUUUUGGCUGAACCUAGAAAUAAGUCAUCUGAGUCCUUUGAACACGAAUAUUAUAGUAAUAGCAAUCAUUCAAGGCAGGAACCACGAGGAAAUAUGUUUCCACUUGGUGGGCAGCCAGAGUUUUGUAGUUUUGAAAAAAAUGAGAGCAGAAAUCAGGAGUCAGUUUCCAAACGUCUGUCAGUGGUAUCACGGCUUCCUUUUGUCCAAGAGCAGCUGUCUGCCCUCUUUGAUCUAAUCCCAGGACUGGAGUACUGUGAUAUUCAGAGAGAUCCCCAUACUAAUAAUGGGUAUGCUGUGAUUCAGUAUAGUACUGCUGCCUCAGCUAUAUAUGCCAAGCAUAAAUUACAUGGUUUUGAGUAUCCUCCUGGAAAUCGAUUAACUGUCGCUUUCCUAGAAGAUGGGAGUGAUAGCUCAGAGCUUAUUAGAAGAAUGGCAGCAGAGCUGGUAACAGCGCACAUGUCGUCACUGUUGUGGAAUAAUAAUUCAAUUUCUCAGCAGUGUAGGACACCUCCUCAGGCGUUUGGAGGAACUUCUGGCUCACAGUUACAGCCCCAAACAGAUGCCAUACUUCCACCGCACAAAAAAAAAGUUCCACCUGACAGUUCUGUGAAGGAAAGGCUUUUCAUACUAUUCAAUCCCCAUCCUUUACCUGUAAAUGUAUUGGAGGACGUGUUCUGUCGUUUUGGACACCUGAUAAAAGUUUACCUUGUGGCUGGAAAAAAUGUGGGCUAUGCAAAAUUUGCAGACAGAGCAAGUGCCAGUGAUGCCAUAACUGCGUUACAUGGAAAGGUUGUGAAUGGCGUCAGGCUUAAAGUAAGGUUGGCAGACUCGCCUACAGAAGAAUCUAACAAACGUCAGAGAACUUACUGAGUGGAAACUAAAUAAUGACAUGACCCUCAGCUAGCUGACUGACUGACUGAAAACGUGACUAGACAUGGUUCCUGUGGACAGUGACAGCUUUUUAUUGUUACUUAGUUGAUCUUAUAUAUACGAUAUUUUCUGUUUAAAAAAUGCGGACAUGUAGUUUUAAAAAUUAUCUAGCCAUUUAAAAUUGUAAACUGAUGGUUAUUCUUGUAGUAGUCUGUCAUCUUGUAUUAUAGAAUAAAUCUGUUGUGUUUAACUAAAUCCCUCCUCUGACAUGGAAGUUACAAUGAUGGGGAAAAAAUAAAGGAGUCAGCAUUUUG
Molecule: messenger RNA, 1704 nt
Organism: Struthio camelus australis
Lineage: Eukaryota; Metazoa; Chordata; Aves; Struthioniformes; Struthionidae
Source: RefSeq, a predicted model, not a curated record